Seriola aureovittata is the source of this 3341-nucleotide messenger RNA. It is a transcript of the gene exoc2, whose product is annotated as exocyst complex component 2. The record is from RefSeq and is a predicted model, not a curated record. Gene Ontology annotation, cellular component: exocyst. Gene Ontology annotation, biological process: exocytosis; Golgi to plasma membrane transport. The transcript is spliced from 28 exons. The coding region runs from base 112 to 2874 and encodes 920 amino acids. Lineage: Eukaryota; Metazoa; Chordata; Actinopteri; Carangiformes; Carangidae.
GGAAAACCGGAAGUAGUCAGAGGAUACAGGAAACGGUCCCUGCAGACAAGCUGCUAUAAACUGACCAGGUGCUGAUCGAUCCAGUGUUCCUGUCUGCCCCCUCAGGCCACCAUGUCUCGUGCCCGUCAGCCCCCGCUUGUCACAGGCAUUUCACCCAAAGAGGGUGCGGCCUGGACCAAAGUCACCAUCCGUGGAGAGAACCUGGGCACGGGCCCAGCUGACCUCAUAGGUCUGUCGAUCUGUGGCCAUAACUGCCUGCUGACAGCCGAGUGGAUGUCAGCCAGCAAGAUAGUGUGCCGUGUGGGUCCUGCCAAAGACGACAAGGGAGAGAUCAUCGUCACAACCAAGUCUGGAGGCCUCGGCACCUCCACGGUCUCAUUCAAGCUGCUCAGACCAGAGAGGAUCGGUAUCCUGGACCAGUCUGCCGUGUGGGUGGAUGAGAUGAACUACUACGACAUGAGGACAGACCGCAACAAAGGCAUCUCCCCCCUUUCCCUGCGACCCAGCAAUCCACUGGGCAUCGAUAUAGACAAAGGCAAAAUCCCACAGAGUGACAUGGAGCUGACAUUUCCAGGAAUGAGUGGAGACUUCACCAGUGAGAACUUCUCCGCCACCUGGUACCUCAUAGAAAACCAUGCAGGAUCCAGUUUUGAGCAGCUGAAGGCUGCAGCCACUAACCUGAAGAAGCAGGCUACUAAGAAGAACGAGGGGAGUCUGGCCUAUGUGAAAGGAGGCCUCAGUACGUUCUUUGAGGCCCAGGACGCUCUAGCAGCGAUCCACCAGAGACAGGAGUCUGAUGGCACAGAGAGAGUGGAGGGAUCAAUGACCCAACGACUGGAGAACAUCCUCAACAGAGCAAGUGAUACCGCAGACACUCUUUUCCAGGAGGUCUUGGGGCGGAAAGAUAAAGCUGACUCCACACGCAACGCGCUCAACGUGCUGCAGCGUUUCAAGUUCCUCUUCAACCUGCCACUCAACAUUGAACGCAAUAUCCAAAAGGGAGAUUAUGAUGUGGUGAUCAAUGACUAUGAGAAAGCCAAAUCUCUAUUUGGCAAUACUGAAGUCCCAGUUUUCAAAAAAGUGUAUGCUGAGGUUGAGACGAGGAUUGGAGCUCUGAGGAGUCUGUUGUUGGAGAAACUGCUGCAGACGCCAUCAACGCUGCAUGACCAGAAGCGAUACAUCAGGUACCUGUCUGACCUGCACGCUCCAGGUGACCCAGCGUGGCAGUGCAUCUAUGCUCAGCACAAGUGGAUCCUGCAGCUGAUGCAAAACUGCAGAGAUGAGAUCCUCAGUGGCCAGAGAGUGGGUGUCGGAGCUCUGGACCUGGAGGGGGAUACACGUCCACUUGCCCUCGGCAGGCUGAGCCACACUGCAUCUUUGAAGAGAGGGGGCAGCCUGCGAACACCACGACCCAGCACCUGGCGCUUUGAAACCCCACAGCAGGUGCAGUUUGUGGAGAAGCUUUCAGAUGUGGUGAUCGGUCAGCUGCCCAACUUCUGGAAGCUUUGGAUCUCUUAUGUUAACGGAAGUCUUUUUAGUGAGACCGGAGAGAAAUCUGGGCAGGUGGAAAAAUCCAAGAAGAAUGCCAGACAGAGACAGAACGACUUUAAAAAAAUGAUUGAGGAGCUCACCAAUCGGCUGGUGAAGCUUAUUCGGGGCGCUCUCCUCCCCACCACCCUGCCACAGGGGGAGCUGAAUCUUUAUGGUGGCUGGGAGAACAAGACCGAACUCACUGGAGCCUGGCUUACACAAAUCAUACACACUGUCAGGGGUUGUCACGAGGCCCUGUCCGCUAUGGAGAUCCCAAAUGAUUUGCUGCAGGUGAUCCAGGAUCUGCUGCUGGAGUUGAGAGUUCACUGUCUCAUGGUGACCCUGCUGCACACUACAGAAGAUGUGAAGAGGCUCGCUGAGAAAGAGGACUGGGUUGUAGACAAUGAGGGCAUCACCAGCCUGCCGUCACAGUUUGAACAGUGCGUGGUCCAGAUGCUGCAGUCACUCAAAGAGCCUCUGGAAAUCAAAACUGGGGAGAUUAAUGUGCUGCAGUUAGACCAGGUCCAGGAUCAGGCUGCAGAGCUCAGUGUGAGCAUCAUGAAGGUUUUCAUCAACUGCCUGGAGCAGCUGAGCACUAAGACAGACAUUAACACAUCACACAACAUCGCAGUGGACUUGUCCUCUCCGGAUCGGUUUGCCGGCAUUCUAGAGGGCUUCGGUCCGACAUCUGAGCAGCGUCUGCUCAUCAUCCUCAGUAACUGCCAGUACCUGGAGAGACGCACCUUCCUGAACCUGGCCGAUCACUUUGAGAAACACGGCUUCACAGGGACGGAGAAGAUCACACGGGUGAGCAUGGAAGCUGUGCGGGAGCUGGACAGAAACCUGUUUGAAGCGUACAUCGAGAGACGAGCCGACCCGAUCGCAGGCUCCCUGGAGCCCGGCAUCUACGCCGGAUACUUUGACUGGAGAGACUGCCAAACGCCAACAGGUGUGAGGAACUACCUGAAGGAAGCUUUGGUCAGCAUCAUCACGGUGCACGCUGAGGUCUUCACGGUCUCCAGGGAUCUGGUUCCUCGGGUUUUGUCUAAGAUUGUUGAGUCUGUUGCCGACGAGAUGUGUCGCCUGAUGCAGUGUGUGUCCUCCUUCAGCAAAAACGGAGCACUGCAGGCUCGUCUUGAACUCUGUGCUCUGAGAGAUGCCAUAGGCGCAUAUCUAAACUCUGAGAGCAAUGCCAGCUUCAAACUGGCUUUGGACGCUCUGCCUCAGUUACACAGUGGAGCCGAUAAGAAGUUACUGGAAGAGCUGCUGAACAAGUUUAAGAGCAGCAUGCAGCUGCAGCUGACCUGCUUCCAGCCCUCCUCCAUCCAGCCUGUGAAGAGAUGAACCUAGUCCACUCUCUAUACCACUGUGCUGUCUUUGUUUCUUAUCUAUGUGGAAUCGUCUAAUGAACUUUAACAGUAUCUUUUCUGUUAUCUCUUUGUUUACUCAUGACUUUUCAGUGUCACUUUCAAUUUCUGCUUCACUAGAUAAGAUAUAAAUGUCUGUUCAUCUAAUCUUGAAGACGCUAAAUGACUUGAUUUCAUUGUUACUGUGCAGGACAGUCCCAGUUAUGUUGGUUAUGCUAAUGAAUUAUGGCCGAAUCUAACAGGCACUGUGUAAGUGGCUAACCUGCUUGUUUCAGCAGUGGGAUGUGUCUGGUAACCAAACUGGAGUCUCCACUGUCUGAGCUCAGAGUGAAAUAUCUGUCCUGAUCACUUGGAGAAUGUGCUGAAGAUUUAAAAGUUGCUGUUGACGCUCUGUACCGUGCCAUUUCAGUCACCCAAUAAAGUGAUACUACCAGUUAAAAGUGA